Messenger RNA from Triticum dicoccoides, 1401 nucleotides. Its product is annotated as protoheme IX farnesyltransferase, mitochondrial-like. Gene Ontology annotation, molecular function: protoheme IX farnesyltransferase activity. Gene Ontology annotation, biological process: heme A biosynthetic process. The record is from RefSeq and is a predicted model, not a curated record. The coding region runs from base 1 to 1296 and encodes 431 amino acids. Lineage: Eukaryota; Viridiplantae; Streptophyta; Magnoliopsida; Poales; Poaceae. Gene Ontology annotation, cellular component: mitochondrion; membrane. The transcript has 9 exons.
AUGGGAACCAAACUCCUGGAAAUAUGUGGUUUCAUCAAAGCACAAAUACUGAACAGCGAUACGGAUGGGUUGCUCAUACGCAUACAAAUGAUCAGGGCGAUCGGUAUAGUUGCCCUCUUCAAGGGAAAUCUUCAGUGUGAAGUUCCUCUGUUUUCUUUUCUUUUCUGUUCUGGUGUGGUACUGGCCGCCACUGUUAGCUAUGGUGUGGUGUGGUGGCAGCAUGCACAGUUCACUGAGAAGCUCUUUGGCCCAAAGCGUCCACCUGAUCUUUCCGGCCUCCUCAUCGUUCGCCGUGUCACCCCCGCCGCCAUGUGGAUAGGCGGCGCCACUGCUGCCUCUGCCUCCAAUGUGCUGCGGCACUACGGGCGGUGCUACUGGGAGCUCUCCAAAGCCCGCCUCAGGUGCACUGCCGCCUCCACCUCCGACAUGCUGCGGCACUAUGGGCGAUGCUACUGGGAGCUCUCCAAAGCCCGCCUCAGUGCACUUGUUGUGGCAACAUCGGGGGCUGGAUAUGUGCUCGGGAGUGGCAGCAUCGUAGACAUUGCUGGACUUUGCUACACAUGCACUGGUACCAUGAUGGUUGCAGCAUCUGCCAACACUCUCAACCAGGUGUUCGAGAUAAAGAAUGAUGCUAAAAUGAAUAGGACAAUGCGACGGCCCCUACCAUCAGGGCGUAUUAGUCCUGUGCAUGCUGCCAUGUGGGCUACAAGUGUUGGAGCUGCAGGAACAGCAUUAUUGGCUUGCAAGGCUAAUUACUUAGCUGCUGGGCUUGCAGCAUCCAAUCUCAUUCUGUAUGCAUUUGUGUACACUCCACUGAAGCAAAUACACCAUGUUAAUACAUGGGUGGGAGCAGUUGUUGGGGCCAUUCCGCCACUUCUAGGGUGGGCAGCAGCAGCAUCUGAAGUGUCACUCAACUCUAUGAUUCUGCCUGCUGCUUUGUACUUUUGGCAGUUACCACAUUUCAUGGCCCUUGCGUACUUAUGCCGUGACGACUACGUUGCUGGAGGGUACCGAAUGCUCUCUUUUGCUGAUCCUAGUGGUACAAGAACUGCAUGGGUAUCACUCAGGAAUUGUCUCUACAUGCUGCCAUUGGGGUUACUUGCAUACAACUGGGGUCUAACAUCUGGAUGGUUCAGUUUUGAAGCAUCACUUCUAACGACGGGCCUUACCAUUGGAGCCUUAUCAUUUGUACUGGAUCCUACUCACAAGAGUGCAAGAAGAAUGUUCCAUGGCAGCCUUUUGUAUCUUCCUGCUUUAAUGGCAGGACUUAUAUUGCAUCGGCUGCCUAACCAAUGAGACUAGCGAGAUCGCUGGAGUUCUUUGUGUUGCUGAGCUGCGGGACGACGAAGAAAGAGCUAGACAGAAAAGGGAACAUCAUCGUGCUCAGUCACGCCCUGCAGU